Messenger RNA from Verticillium alfalfae VaMs.102, 1287 nucleotides. RefSeq lists its product as hypothetical. The transcript is spliced from 2 exons. The coding region runs from base 1 to 1287 and encodes 428 amino acids. The record is from RefSeq and is a predicted model, not a curated record. Gene Ontology annotation, molecular function: DNA-binding transcription factor activity, RNA polymerase II-specific. Lineage: Eukaryota; Fungi; Ascomycota; Sordariomycetes; Glomerellales; Plectosphaerellaceae. Gene Ontology annotation, biological process: regulation of transcription by RNA polymerase II.
AUGCGGCAACUGCCUCAAGCACGGCGUGGCAUGCGAUUUUCAGAACCCCGACAUCGUCGAAGAUCUCGUCGCUACCGCCUCAGCACCAUCGCCGGCAGCCCCCGCCUCGACAACGGCCUCAGCGGCAGACGCCUCGACGCCCGCCUCCUCUCCCACCAUACCAUCGCUCAGCGACCUCAAGACACCGUUACAAGGCGUCACAUCACCGGCCCUGUCAUUUGCCACACCUCUCUAUACCAUGCCGUCGACGCCCACCAUCAGCACCAAGUCCCCGACGAACCGUCUCCUCGAGCUUCGCCUGAUGCACCACGGCGCAACUAUCUCGCCGACGCCAUGCUCGCCGUCGCCGCCCUUCACCUCCGCUCCUUCAACCCCGACGACAAGGACCUCGCCCGCGCCUCCCACUCCUACAUGGCCUCGUCUCUGUCCGCGUACUGCGCGUCUCUGAACGAAGGGAUCAACGAGUCCAACGCCGAGGCCCUCUUCCUGACAGCCACCCUCAUUGCCUUCCAGUCGUCUGCCUCGCGCAUCUUCAUCCGCGACGACGCGAACCCGGCCGACCCCUCGAGCGUCUACACGCUGCCGCUCUCGUGGUUCCACGCCUUCCAGGGUGUCAAGACGGUCGUCGCCUCGUCCUGGCCCUGGCUCCGCUCCUCGGGCAUCGUCAUACCCAUCAUCGACUCGCAGCCCGUGCUGCAGCUGGACCUCGACGGCUGUGCCCCUACGUCCUUCUUCGGCCACCUUCUCGCGGACCUCGACGACGAGCUCGCCACCGAGCCGUGCCCCGUGACGGUCAUGGCGACCAAACAGACCUAUCUCCACGCCGUCGCCGUCCUCAACUGGGCGCACAAGAUCCCGCACCGCGGCGCCGCCCUCGCCUUCCCGGCCACCGUGUCGAAGCGUUUUCUCGACCUGAUCGAGGCCCGCCGUCCGCGCGCCCUCGUCGUGCUCGCCUGCUUCUUCGCCUGCCUCAAGAGCAUCGAGAACGUCUGGUGGCUGCACGGCGCCGCCCGCCGCGAGGUCAUGGGCAUCGUCUCCCAGUUCGAGGCCGCGAGCCCCUGGUGGGCCCACCUCGAGUGGCCCGUCCGCAUCGCCCUCUACGACGGCGCCGUCAUCCCGCCCGACGUCUGGGGUGCCGACUGGGUCACGGAGGAGGGCAAGACGGACAAGGGCUCCACCAUGCUCAACGAGACGUUUGUCAACCACAUCGAGAUCCUUGCCGGCAUGCUGGCCAAGGCCCAGUCGCUGCCGCCGAUCCCCAUCCCGGGUGAUGCGGUUCUCGGGUGA